Molecule: messenger RNA, 372 nt
Organism: Striga asiatica
Lineage: Eukaryota; Viridiplantae; Streptophyta; Magnoliopsida; Lamiales; Orobanchaceae
Source: the annotation of a GenBank genome assembly
AUGACAAUGCUCCACGGGUUCAGCUGCCCAUUGCCGUUGGUAAAGCCUUCGAAUGUCUUAGAGAAAGGAACGAGUCAAAGAAAGGGAGUUAGAGAUACACCUCCCUUCUCAACAACCAACGAAAGGAAGAGACAGGGGUCGAAAACCGGGAAGAUCUCUGAAACCACUGCUUCUGAUUUCGACUCGACCAGUUAUGGAAGACACCACUGGAAGACUUAUACCUCUGAACUGAAACCCUUUCUUUCUGAAACCACUGCUUCUAAGAUGGAUACAGGACCAGCUAUGGACGAUGCCUAUGGUGAAAUCAUACCAUCUCGCUGGACCGCUUCUCAGAAACCUUGCGGAACGACACCGGCUUUGACCAUCUCAUGA